Bombina bombina (fire-bellied toad) is the source of this 2401-nucleotide messenger RNA. Its product is annotated as serine/threonine-protein phosphatase 4 regulatory subunit 1. Gene Ontology annotation, biological process: protein dephosphorylation. The record is from RefSeq and is a predicted model, not a curated record. NCBI's taxonomy places the organism in Eukaryota, Metazoa, Chordata, Amphibia, Anura, Bombinatoridae. Gene Ontology annotation, molecular function: protein phosphatase regulator activity; protein binding.
UGCUUGUGCGCACAGGAAGAGGUGGCGCUGUAUGUCCGGAUGAACGGUGUGCUGUGUUUUACUGUGCGCAGCCGGAGAACUGUACCCACGGGUGGGCACGCACAUACACCGCUCACGACCUCUAUACACAACGUGGGCACUGACGGUCAGGAUUAUAGCCACAGGAUCCAUGUAGUGGCACAGCCUGAGGCACAAGAUGGCGGAUUUGACGCUACUGCCAGAAGAUGUGCAGGAAGAGAUAGAUGGAUUUGGUGUGGAUGACUGCAGCUCAGAGUCUGAUGUGAUUAUUAUACCUUCAGCCCUGGACUAUGUCUCGCAAGAUGAAAUGUUAACCCCACUUGGGAAACUGGACAAGUACGCUGCAAGUGAAAACAUAUUUAAUAGACAAAUGGUUGCCAGAAGUCUACUCGAGACGCUGAAAGAAGUCAGCGAUGAUGAAAAGGAUUGUAUAGCAGUUUUAGAAAGAGUAACACGGUUGUCAGAAGAUUCAGAACCAACUGUGCGAGCAGAACUCAUGGAACAGGUGCCUCAUCUUGCGAUGUUCUGUCAAGAAAACAGGCCUUCUAUCCCUCAUGCUUUCUCCAAAUACCUAUUGCCUAUUGUAGUCCGAUACCUUGCUGACCAGAAUAACCAGGUCAGAAAGACAAGUCAAGCAGCUUUGCUGGUGCUACUCGAGCAGGAGCUUAUUGAAAGAUCUGAUGUAGAGAGUAAAGUGUGUCCAGUGCUCAUUGACCUGACUGCUCCUGACAGCAAUGAUGAUGUGAAGACAGAAGCAGUUGCUGUUUGUGCCGCAAACUUUGGAGAUAUUUGUAGUGUUGUGGGACAGGAGGCAACUGAGAAAAUGCUGUUGCCUAGGUUUUUUCAGCUAUGUUCAGAUAAUGUCUGGGGAGUGCGGAAAGCCUGUGCUGAAUGUUUUAUGGCGGUAUCCUGUGCCACAUCUCAAGAACUUCGUCGCACAAAGCUGUCUGCUCUUUUUAUUAAUCUUAUCAGUGACCCUUCUAGAUGGGUUCGCCAAGCUGCCUUUCAAUCAUUAGGGCCUUUUAUAUCUACAUUUGCAAACCCAUCCAGUUCUGGUCAGUUUUUCAAAGAAGAAGAAGAAGGUAAAGAGACAGAGGAGGAAAAACCAAGUGAGGACUGCCCAAGGAUAACUGAUCAAAACCUUACACAAGAGAAAGUAAAUACUGAAGAAAAUUUAGCAGAAGACCUCACUACAGACCGUAGCCUUGUUAAUUUUACUGUGACAUUAGAAACUAACCUUGAACAUGUAACAGUAUCAGAACUACCCAGGGACAGUAAUCAGCAACCAGACUUUCUUUCCCAUUGCACUUUACCUUUGGCAUCACCAGCAUGCUCCAGUGAAUCGGGACAGAGCCCACAAGAUACAAUAUUACAUGAGAGUCCUCCUCCUGAACAAGAGCUCUACAACUCAUUCCAUUUCUGGAGAACGCCAAUACCAGAAAUUGAUAUUGAGCUCGAACUGCAACACUCACAAGCUGAAUCACUCAGCCUUGACAAUCAACAUGUUCCUCAGAAGACCACAUCCCCUGGCUCUCCUAAUAUUGCCAUGGCCACAAGGAAGGAGCUGGAAGAAAUGUUAGAAAAUCUUGAACCUCAUAUAGAUGAUCCUGAUGUCAAAGCACAAGUUGAUGUUCUCACAGCAGCGCUUAAAGCAUCUAGCCUACAUACUCAGGAAGAAACCAAACCUUCUCACUUGAACAGAGAGAUUGUGUACCGCAAUGACUUCAUUGAAGGAGGGCUGAUAAACUGUAAGAUCUCCCGUGAAGGCUCUGCACCUCUGAUCAGUGAUUCUAUUGAGUUACAGUGCAUGGAGUCCACUCUGCGGUACAUCCAUAAUGAUUCCUCCUUCGGUAGCAAUAGCAGCUUAUACCCAGAAGAGGGAAAGAAAUCCAAAGUGCAGGAUGUUGUACCUCAAGCCUUAUUAGAUCAGUAUUUAUCAAUGACUGAUCCAUCCCGUGCUCAGACUGUAGACACAGAGAUAGCCAAGCAUUGUGCCUAUAGCAUUCCAGGAGUUGCUCUCACUCUGGGAAGACAGAACUGGCACUGUCUCAGGGACACGUAUGAGACUCUAGCAGCAGACAUGCAGUGGAAAGUUAGAAGAACACUUGCUUUUUCCAUUCAUGAACUCGCAUUGAUUCUUGGAGAUUCUCUGACUGCUGAUGAUUUGUUGCCUAUCUUCAAUGGAUUUCUGAAAGAUCUUGAUGAAGUUAGAAUAGGUGUGCUAAAGCACCUGUAUGACUUUCUUAAGCUUCUUCAGCAAGACAAAAGGAGAGAGUAUCUUUAUCAGCUGCAGGAAUUUUUAGUGACCGAUAACUGCAGGAAUUGGCGCUUCCGAGCAGAGUUAGCUGAGUAUGUAUUUAUUUCACUUUUCACUUUAGUGUAA